Messenger RNA from Chionomys nivalis (European snow vole), 1536 nucleotides. RefSeq names its product zinc finger protein 431-like. The coding region runs from base 1 to 1536 and encodes 511 amino acids. Lineage: Eukaryota; Metazoa; Chordata; Mammalia; Rodentia; Cricetidae. Gene Ontology annotation, biological process: regulation of transcription by RNA polymerase II. The transcript is spliced from 4 exons. The record is from RefSeq and is a predicted model, not a curated record. Gene Ontology annotation, molecular function: DNA-binding transcription factor activity, RNA polymerase II-specific; RNA polymerase II cis-regulatory region sequence-specific DNA binding.
AUGGAAAACCAGCCCACAUACAUGGUACAACAAGUUAAAGCAGUGACCUAUGAUGAUGUGCACAUCAACUUCACUAAGGAAGAGUGGGGUUGGCUGAAUCCUUCCCAGAAGAAUCUCUACAAAGAUGUGAUGCUGGAGACCUAUAGGAACCUAACUACUAUAGGAUACAUUUGGGAAGACCUUAACACCGAAGAGCAUUCUCACUGUUCUAGAAGACAUGCAAGUCAUCUUCAAAAGAUUAAAAGAAUAUAUACUAGAGAGACACCCUAUGAAUAUAAUCAAUGUGGUAAAACCAUUGCACAGUGUACUGUUUUUCAAACACAUCAAAGAAUACAAACUGGAGAAAAACCCUAUGAAUGUAAUCAGUGUGGUAAGGCCUUUGCACGUCAUAAUCAUCUUCAAUUGCAUAAAAGAACACAUACUGGAGAGAAACCUGAUAAAUGUAAUCAGUGUGGUAAGGCCUUUGCACAAGAGAGUAGUCUUCAAAUCCAUAAAAGAUCACAUACUGGAGAUAAACACUAUGAAUGUAAUCAGUGUAGUAAGGCCUUUGCAUGCCAGAGUAAACGUCAAAGCCAUAAAAGAACACAUACUGGAGAGAAACCCUAUGAAUGUAAUCAGUGUGGUAAGGCCUUUGCAAGUCACAGUGAUCUUCAAAGGCAUAAAAGAACACAUACUGGAGAGAAACCCUAUGAAUGUAAUCUGUGUGGUAAGGUCUUUGCACGUCACAGUGAUCUUCAAAGGCAUAAAAGAACACAUACUGGAGAGAAACCCUAUGAAUGUAAUCAGUGUGGUAAGGCCUUUGCACGACAUUGUCACCUUCAAUUGCAUAAAAGAACACAUACUGGAGAGAAACCCUACGAAUGUAAUCAGUGUGGUAAGGCCUUUGGCCAGCCCUGUAAUCUUCAAUCACAUAAAAGAACACAUACUGGAGAGAAACCCUAUGAAUGUAAUCACUGUGGUAAGGCCUUUGCACGUCACAGUUAUCUUCAAGUGCAUAAAAGAACACAUACUGGAGAGAAACCCUAUGAAUGUAAUCAGUGUGGUAAGGCCUUUGCACGUCACAGUCAUCUUCAAGUGCAUAAAAGAACACAUACUGGAGAGAAACCCUAUGAAUGUAAUCAGUGUUAUAAGGCCUAUGCACAUCACAGUGAUCUUCAAAGGCAUAAAAGAACACAUACUGGAGAGAAACCCUAUGAAUGUAAUCAGUGUGGUAAGGCCUUUGCACAGAACAUUUCUCUUCAAUACCAUAAAAGAACACAUACUGGAGAAAAACCCUAUGAAUGUAAUCAGUGUGGUAAGGUCUUUGCACUAAACAGACAUCUUCAAAGGCAUAAAAGAACACAUACUGGAGAGAAACCCUAUGAAUGUAAUCAAUGUUGUAAGGCCUUUGCACAUCACAGUGAUCUUCAAAGGCAUAAAAGAACACAUACUGGAGAGAAACACUAUGAAUGUAAUCAGUGUGGUAAGGCCUUUGCACAACAUAGUACUCUUCGAAUGCAUAGAAGGACACAUACUGGAGAGAAACCCUAUGAAUGA